This is a messenger RNA of Phragmites australis (common reed), 753 nucleotides long. RefSeq lists its product as uncharacterized. The record is from RefSeq and is a predicted model, not a curated record. Lineage: Eukaryota; Viridiplantae; Streptophyta; Magnoliopsida; Poales; Poaceae. The transcript has a single exon. The coding region runs from base 137 to 466 and encodes 109 amino acids.
CCAUCCGAGCCGGUCACACAAAGACCACCUAAUUUUUAUCCGAAACCAGCGCGAGCAGCAGCGGCAGCGCGCGGCGGCGGCAAACACUACAGCAAGGAGGAGGAGAAGAAGGACCCGUGCGUGCUCGCACGUAUAGAUGGGCAACUGCGCCGUGACGCAGCACGCCGUGACGUCGUGGGCGGACGACGGCGAGUGGGAUGUGCCGUCGACGGAGGAGGGCGUGGCUGGAAGCGGCGGGAAGAGGGAGGACACAGCGGAGGUGACGAUCAGGAUCACUCGGAGGCAGCUGCAGGAGCUGGUGGAGAAGAGGGCUGGCGGCUCUUACGGCCUCAAGAGCCGGCGGUCCGCGGCCCAACUACUGGCGGACAUCAUGAACGCAGGCAAGGUGUACCACCACCUCCAGCACUGCAGGGCGGCGCACUGGAAGCCCGCUCUGCAGAGCAUCCCGGAGGCCGUGGAGUCAUGACGCGCGCGCUACCGUGGCGUUGCAUCGUUUUCGGUUGUUUCUCUGCGCAGUUUCUGUUGAUAGAUCUCAGUUUUUUUGUGGGGCCUGUUGUGCUAUUCUUUAGAUCGGAUUCAGUGCAGGUAUGCAAGAACGAUGUAAAUAGUAGGAGUAGCGGUGAUAGACACAAUGAUGUAAAUCAGGCGUACGUUGUGUCCAUAGCAAAGCUGAGAGUGGGAAUUUCAUGAGCAAUUACCCUUGUCCUUGUGCCUUGCGAAGCAGAAUAUUGUUUAGUGAAUUCUGAUGGUCGA